AUGGUGGAUGAACUCCCGUUAUGGUUUCCACCCAUGAGUAGCGAUGAGUCAUCCGAUAGUAGCAUUCUUUUUUGUUUUCAAAAUCUCAUCGAAGAAGCCGAACUUCAAGACACGGGCACAUCUAACCGAAGGAGAUAUAUUGAACGUCAACGUGAGGAGGGGCAUAAGACACUCAUGGCGGAUUAUUUUGUCGAAGACCCGAAGUACAACAAAGAUAUUUUUCGACAUUGGUUCCGUAUGUCGAAAUGUUUAUUUCUAAAAAUUGUGGCUGGCGUGGAAGAGAACGACUCAUGGUAUAAGAGGCCCUCGAUGCGUGAGGUAGGAAGGGCUUUACGCCGUUGCAAAAGAGUACCAAGGCCAAUAUAUGCGAGGAGAUCACCGAUAUCCGACUGUUAUGCUCGAAGCGGUUGCAUCUCAAGACUUAUGGUUUUGGCAUGCUUUUGCCGGUCCACCGGGUUCUCAAAACGAUAUCAAUGUGCUACAACAAUCUCCGUUAUUUUUAAGGAACAAAAUGGAACCGCGCCAAAAUGUCCAUUUUACGUUAACAACCAUUUAUACAAACGUUGUUAUUUUCUCGCGGAUGGAAUCUACCCUCCGUGGUCCGUGUUUGUGAAGUCGAUCCCUUACCCUCACGAAGUAGACGAAAAGAAAUUCAAGAGGCAACAUGAUGCGGCAAGAAAAGACGUCGAACGGACUUUUGGUGUUUUGAAGUCGAAAUGGGGUGUAUUGAGUCGACCGAUGCGAGCAACAUCCGUUAGAAACAUUAGGAGUGUUGUGUACACGUGUAUUAUUUUACACAACAUGAUUUUGAAAGAUGACGGAAAGGCGAUAGCACCGGUGCACAUUCGGGAUCCUCUGGUCGAGCCCGCUCUAGACGAUACGGUGUUGGGCGAGUUGAUGGAUGAAAACACACAUUGGAGACUAAAACACGAUCUCAUAAAUCAUCUUGCAAGUCAAGAUUUACCCCACCUCUUGGUCGAUUCCGACGAAGACUAG
Helianthus annuus (common sunflower) is the source of this 996-nucleotide messenger RNA. RefSeq lists its product as uncharacterized. The record is from RefSeq and is a predicted model, not a curated record. The transcript is spliced from 2 exons. The coding region runs from base 1 to 996 and encodes 331 amino acids. NCBI's taxonomy places the organism in Eukaryota, Viridiplantae, Streptophyta, Magnoliopsida, Asterales, Asteraceae.